This is a messenger RNA of Cercocebus atys (sooty mangabey), 1308 nucleotides long. RefSeq lists its product as uncharacterized. The transcript has a single exon. NCBI's taxonomy places the organism in Eukaryota, Metazoa, Chordata, Mammalia, Primates, Cercopithecidae. Bases 282 to 611 code for a protein of 109 amino acids. The record is from RefSeq and is a predicted model, not a curated record.
AAACAGCGAAACCAUUUCUGUCAUUUUUUAGUUCUUCUAUCGUAGCAUCCGUACUGACAUAAUCUGCACAUUAGAGUGAUGAAUGUCAAUUACUGCUCAUAUGUAGCCUCCUGCCAAAAAUGAUGCUCAGAAUCGGGGAGGUCCCUCCUGAGCAUCUCCUAGCUCCCCACACAGAAAAGGAGGCGGCUUCGGGCCUUCGUUGGCUGCCGCCCCAUCAUCUCUAAGAAGGAAGGGGAGCGUGUCUGCCUCCUGAAGGUUCGGAAAUCAAUCGAAAAUAAUCCAUGCAACCGUCCGACGUCGGGAGCCCCACCCCUGCGCCUCAGGCCAGCUGGACGCCGUUCCUGCGAGCCCGACGCGCGGCCCUGAAGUGGGCCCAGGAGAGCGUCCUCGGCGUCCGUGGGGUGGCCGGCUGUGGUCCUGACGCCCACAAGUGGCCAGGCCCGCGGGAUUUCCUGGCAUGCGGUCAAGUCCGCAAACGCCGUCCGCGCAUCCUGAUGCGGGAGGGCGGGACCUUGGGCCGAGCGCGGGUGGCUGCGCCGGAAGCGCGGUGCGGGGCUGUAGGGCGCGCGGACACACCGCGUGCUGCAGGCACCGUGAAGUGGAAGGGUUAGGAAACGCACAGGAACGUGUACGAGAGAAGGCGAGAUGUGGAGGGGAACUCACAUUUCUAGGGUAACUCAAGAAAAAUUCGCGUUUAAAGAGAACCUCUCUGGCGAAGCGUCAGGAAGGGCUUCCUGGUGGUGGUGCAUUCGAGGGUGGUUGUCAUAGUGUUCGUUUUUAUUUUUCCCUCAGGAAUUGUUAUAUUACCCCCCCAAAUGGUGUUCGCACUCGUGAUCUCUAACAAAAUCCAUCCCAUAAGCAACCCCCGGAUUUAUGAUCUAAAAAGCCCAGUGGCUUUUUAGUCUGGCACUUGAUGACCUCCGUAUGAGGAGUCUUUCUAACCUCAUCUCACAGCUCUCUGUAAUUCAGUACUUUAAUCUUGCGUUGAGCUUGGGCAUUGCCACCAGCUGUGGACGGAACUAUUUCCCUCCUCCCCCAAUCCGUAUGUUAAAGCCCCGCCCCACCCCGAUAUGUUGGUAUUUGGAGAUGGAGCCUUUGGGAGGUAAUUCAAUUUAUAUGAGGUCACGCGGGUGGGUCCCCCAUGGCGGGAUUAGUGCCCUUAAGAAAAAAAACAACAAAGAGCUUGUUCUCCUCUGUGUGCCACGUGAGGACAGAGCAAGAAGGGGCUUUCACCUGGAACCCAAACUGCCCCAUCUUUAUCUGGGACUUAGUCUCCGGAAUUGAAAGAAGUAAAUGUUGUUAUAGCCA